Messenger RNA from Peronospora matthiolae, 684 nucleotides. The record is from the annotation of a GenBank genome assembly. NCBI's taxonomy places the organism in Eukaryota, Oomycota, Peronosporomycetes, Peronosporales, Peronosporaceae.
AUGCUCGCCCGCUCCGUGUCUCGUGCCGCGGCAUUGAAUGCACGCCUGGCGCCGUUACUAGCCGCUGGUCGCACGGGCAUUGGCGCACUGCAAUCUGCGCGUUUCUCGGACGCCCCGACGAUGCACGGGACGACGAUCUUGUGCGUGCGAAAAGGCGACCAAGUGUGCCUUAUUGGAGACGGUCAAGUGUCGCUGGGCCCUACUGUGGUCAAGCCCAAUGCCAAGAAAGUGCGUCGCAUUGGCGACCACAUUGUCGCGGGGUUCGCUGGCUCGACGGCCGAUGCGUUUACGCUCAUGGAACGGCUGGAAGCCAAGCUGGACGAGUAUCCGGGCCAGCUCACUCGCUCAUGUGUGGAGUUGGCCAAGGCGUGGCGAACGGACAAGUACUUGCGUCGUCUGGAGGCGACGAUCAUUGUGUCGGACUUGAAGCAGUCGUACACGCUGACGGGCAAUGGAGACGUACUGGAGCCUCAUGACGGAAUCAUUGGCAUUGGCUCGGGAGGGUCCUAUGCUCUGGCGGCUGCCCGUGCACUUAUUGACCAGGACCUGGACGCUGAGACGAUUGCUCGCAAGGCCAUGCAGAUUGCUGCUGAUAUCUGCAUAUACACGAACGGAAACGUUGUUGUGGAGAUGCUGGAGGAGGGGAAGCACGAUGCUGGGAUGGAAAAAGAAAACAAAGAGUAG